AUGUCUGGAUUCAAACGAGAUCGCAGCGGGCAUGCAAAGAGGCACCAUGAUGGGCCCAAGCAAGGCGGCGCGCCGAAGCCGGUAGUGAGAAACGCCUACACCCCGAUGUUCGAACGCUUCCGGGAUGAGCUGGAUGAGCAUCACGAUCGCCGAGAGCGCAUCAUCAAGGCUUCCAGGGAUAUCACGGCUCUGAGCAAGAAGAUAAUAUUCUCCUUGCAGCGUGUUCGCAAGAUCGACGGCGAUAUCCCUCAGGAUAUCGCAAAAGAGAUGAAUGCCCGUCUCAACGAAAUUGCCAAACUGCUCGCCAUCAUCGGCCCAGAGACGCAGGGCAUCAACCGGCACCGCUAUGCGUAUAGCCUACGCUGCCUCGAGGAGCUCGUCGAGGCACUGUCCUUUGCGCACUACCUCAAGACGCAGUCCCUCGUCAGCAUGGACGAACUGACCUCCGUCACCGACGACCUGGCCCGCAAAGGCGCGGCGGCCGAGGACGAGGCCAUGGCCGAUGCGGACGACGACCACCGCGGAGCCGCAGAGGGCCACAGCAAGGCAGACGCGGCCAGCGGCGACCCACCAGCAACAGCAGCCCCUCAGAACGCCUCACCCCCCCCAACCGUCCAGCUGACCGAGUACGACUACAUCUACGGCCUAUUCGACCUAUCAGGCGAGAUGAUGCGCUUCGCCACAACGACGACGGCGCUGACGGGCGAGCUCGCGACAUCCUCCUCAGCCGAGGGCGGACUCCCCGGGAGCAGGCCGCGGACCAUCGUCCGGGACAUGCAGGACCUGGGGAGCCUUUUCGAGAUGCUGCCGCAGCAGAGGAACAAGACGUGGGACGGCAAGAUGGGCGUCCUGCGCGCGUCUGUCGCGAAGGUCGAGAGGCUCGGCUAUGGCAUCACCGUCCGCGGGAGCGAGCGCGAGAAGGGCUGGGUGCCUGACAUGAGAGACGAGGAGCCCGGUUCGCCCGAGUAG
Messenger RNA from Phialemonium atrogriseum, 969 nucleotides. Its product is annotated as Translin family-domain-containing protein. Lineage: Eukaryota; Fungi; Ascomycota; Sordariomycetes; Cephalothecales; Cephalothecaceae. Gene Ontology annotation, molecular function: sequence-specific DNA binding; RNA binding; RNA endonuclease activity. The coding region runs from base 1 to 969 and encodes 322 amino acids. The transcript has 3 exons. The record is from RefSeq and is a predicted model, not a curated record. Gene Ontology annotation, cellular component: cytoplasm; nucleus.